Messenger RNA from Cuscuta campestris, 1501 nucleotides. Lineage: Eukaryota; Viridiplantae; Streptophyta; Magnoliopsida; Solanales; Convolvulaceae. The record is from the annotation of a GenBank genome assembly.
AUAAAGAAAUACUCCGGUGGGGUAUUUCUAACGGGUCAUUUCUGGUUCUGGUUUGGAUCCAGCAGUGACAUUCCUCGUUUGCGCCAAUUUCAUCUUCUCUGAGAUCGAACCAAGAGAGACAGAGAAAAAAACCAGGCAAUUGAAUCAAGUAAUGGCGGACCGCUUCUUUCCGAACGAGAUGCCUGAUUUCGUCCCAGAAUCGGCCGAAGCGGCGGGGGAGAAAGCUCAAGAUUCACUCACGAAGCUUCUGCGUCUUCCUUACAACAACUUCGCGGAGAGAAUUAAGCAAUCGGCGAUGGAGCUUAAACAAACGAUUGUGGAGGAGACCUGGGUAGCUAAGGGGAGACGCGUGAGUGACUAUUCACUAUACACUGGGGCUCUCGGGACGGCUUUUUUGCUGUUCAGAGCAUUUCGGGUUAACGAAGAUAGGAACGAUCUUGCUUUGUGCUUGGAGAUAAUCAGUGCUUGUGAGUCUGCUUCUUGCAGUUCCGGGAGGGUCACAUUCAUAUGUGGGCAAGCAGGUGUAUGUGCUCUUGGUGCAGUUUUGGCGAAGCACAUGGGAAAUGAGCAGUUGUUUAACCACUAUUUGGCUCAAUUUAAGGAGAUUAAGCUUCCCAAGGAUCUUCCGGAUGAAUUACUAUAUGGGAGAGUAGGUUACUUAUGGGCGUGUUCGUUCAUAAACAAGAAUAUUGGUCAAGGGAUAAUAAGUACAUCCAAAAUGCGAGCAGCAGUAGAUGAUGUUGUAAGGUCUGGCCGCAAAAUGGCAAAAGGUGGGUGCCCUUUGAUGUAUGAAUGGCAUGGGAAAAAGUACUGGGGAGCUGCCCAUGGUUUGGCUGGUAUCAUGAAUGUAUUGAUGGAUAUGGAACUCGAACCGGAUGAGCAGGAGGAUGUGAAAUCCACCCUAAGGUAUCUGAUCAGUAACCGGUUUCCCAGUGGGAAUUACCCUUCAAGUGAAAGAAGCGAAUCGGACCGUCUUGUUCAUUGGUGUCAUGGUGCUCCUGGUCUUGCUCUUACUCUCACAAAGGCUGCAAAGGUUUUCAACAGUGAAGAGUUUCGACAAGCCGCUGUGGAUGCAGCCGAGGUGGUAUGGGAGAGGGGACUGCUGAAACGAGUCGGGCUCUGUCACGGCAUCAGCGGAAACACCUACGUGUUUCUCUCACUGUACCGUUUAACGGGUGACGCGAAAUAUCUGUACCGGGCAAAGGCAUUUGCUUGCUUCUUGCACGAUAGAGCUCAGGCUCUUGUGUCACAUGGAAUUAUGCACGGCGGCGAUUGCCCGUACUCUCUGUUUGAAGGGGUGGGAGGUAUGGCGUAUCUGUUUCUCGACAUGUGGGACCCACUCGGCGCUAGGUUUCCUGGUUAUGAACUUUAGCUCUCUUUCUCUGCAAAGGAUAUGAAUGUGAUACGAUGUGUUGUUCUUGUUCUGAAAAAUGGUUUGGUGUUGAAUUGAUGAUUAGAAAUGGAUGUGUUGAUGUCUUAGCAAUAAUGUUCUUAGCAGUUG